Columba livia (rock pigeon) is the source of this 2837-nucleotide messenger RNA. RefSeq names its product angiopoietin like 4 (gene ANGPTL4). NCBI's taxonomy places the organism in Eukaryota, Metazoa, Chordata, Aves, Columbiformes, Columbidae. The record is from RefSeq and is a predicted model, not a curated record. The transcript has 7 exons. Gene Ontology annotation, biological process: triglyceride homeostasis. Gene Ontology annotation, molecular function: enzyme inhibitor activity. The coding region runs from base 32 to 1477 and encodes 481 amino acids.
GCGGCGCACACCGAGAGGUGGCGGGGCAGCUAUGCAGCUGGCCGGGUUAUCGCUGCUGCUGUUCGCCGGGGCGGCGGGCAUGGCCGUGGGACCGGCCCCGGGACUCGCGGUGGCGCGGCCGGGGGCCGAGCGGCGGGUGGUGGCGGCGGGGGCCGGCAAGGAGAGGCGGGCGCAGUUCGCCUCCUGGGACGAGGUGAACGUGAUCGCCCACGGGCUGCUGCAGCUCGGCCACGGCCUGAAGGAGCACGUGGACCGCACCAAGGGGCAGAUGCGGGAGCUCGGCAGCCGCCUCAGCGCCCACAACAGCUCCAUGGGGCGGCUGCUGCGCCAGGCGCGGGAGGCGCAGGAGCGCGGCGAGCGGCUGCGGGCCAGCGUGCGGGAGCUGGAGGGCCGCGGCCGACAGCUCCUCAACCUCUCCGAGGCUCUGCGGCAGCGCCUGGAGGAGGUGGCGGCUGACAAAGCCGAGAUCCAGGGCCGGCUGGAGCAGCUGGAGGGCCGAGUCCGGCUGGCGCUGCAGGCGCGACCGGCGGAGAACCAGAGCGCCAAGGACCUGGGAGCGCUGCAGUCCCUGAUGGAUGCACAGAACUUGCGAAUCGAGGAGCUCUUGCAGAAGAUCAAGCAGCAGCAGUACAAGCUGGACAAGCAGAAUCUGCAGAUUAAAAGCCUACAGAGCAAGGUCAAUCUACUGAUCCCCUUACACCUAAAAGACAACAAAACGCAGUCUCCAAAGUGGAAGAUAAACCUGAAGAAAAGCCUGAGUCUCACCAACCAGAGCCAGAACGCGAGCGGGGACCCGGUGCUGACACAGAAGCUCCCGGAGGAUUGCCACCAGCUCUUCCUGGCCGGGCAGCAGAGCAGCGGCGUUUUCCAGGUGCAGCCCGCGGGUUCCGAGCCCUUCAAAGUCUACUGCGACAUGACUGCAGAAGGUGGCUGGACGGUGAUCCAGAGGCGCACAGAUGGCUCUGUGGACUUCGACCAGCUGUGGGAUGCCUACAAGAAUGGCUUUGGAGACCUUCAUGGUGACUUCUGGCUGGGCCUGGAGAAGAUACAUCACCUUGUGCAAGAGGGAAGAUACAAUCUCCUGAUUGAGCUGGAAGACUGGGAGGGGAAUUCCCAGGUGGUUCAGUUUGCCUUCAGCCUCGGCGGGGAGGGCACAGCCUACACACUCACCCUGCUGGGGCCUCUGUCAGGAGAACUGGAAAACGCCAUUGGGGACUUCAGGCAGCUGCCCUUCUCCACCCGGGAUCGCGACCACGACCUCAAAGCCGACACAAACUGUGCCAAACACCUCUCAGGUGGCUGGUGGUUCAGCACCUGUGGCCAUGCCAACCUCAACGGGAAGUAUUUCCGCUCCAUCCCGCGCCAGAGGCACGAGCGCAAGCAGGGCAUCUUCUGGAAGACAUGGAAAGGCAGGUACUACCCGCUGAAGUCGACCACCAUGAAAAUCCAACCUGCAGCCCUGGAAGCAGAGCCCUAAAGCUGCCGUUUGAGACUUGACCUCCUCUGUGGAGCACAGACCUGAGCUCCAUCACUUGGUGUUUACAGAAAACAACCCCACCCUUCCUGGGAAGUCCCCAGGGAGGGUUUCUCUUGCUUAGUAGCCCGUCAGUGGCGUGACGGAGCUCCUCGCCGUCAGUAAAACAGCUCCGUGUUGCUGAAACCCCUGGCUGGGAGCUCCCAAAGCAGAAGAGGAGCUGUCAGCAGGGAGUUCCACCUCCAGAGCAGGCACGAGGCUCUUCCAGCCUGCUGCUGCGGCAAGUUCAAGUCGUCUGGUGCUUUCUGUCCUGUCUGAACACUUCUGUGCUGGUUUUGAUGAGCUGGGCCUGGGGGAAGGGGAGCAUGUCAAGUGUUUCACUACCCUGGACCCAAGCGUUUGGUACGGAGCCCUGCCACAUCCUGUCCUCCACUGUUCCCAGAUGAUGUCCUCGUACCCUCCUGUGAAAGCCCCAUGGCCCUACUGGUGCUGGGAGCCCUGGGCAGCUCUGCUGGCAUAGCCACCGCUCCAGUGACUGUGACCUGUGGAGAACGUGGCUUUUGGUGGGAAGGCUGAAGGAUGCCCUGGGCAGGAGGGGACCUCAGGCUCACUUGGCUUCCCUGACCCCCAUGGCUUCAAAGCCCUGUAUUUCUGUGCUGGAAUUUGCCAGGAGCUGGGGAAAACCUGCUUCCAGCUCCAGGAGACAAUGGGUGGGAUCCUACAGCUGGUUACAUGAGGGUCAGAUCCUGGAGGGUUGUCCUAAGCUCAGCCUGAAGCCUACCAGUGCUGCUGGGUUAGGACAAGCCCUAGGACAGCACAGGUGCAGAGCAGUGACUGUCCCUGGGCAGGACCAGCUCUGCUGUUGGCUGUAGAUCUCCCUGAAACCUGGAGAGAUACCAGUGCCAACCCCAAAACUGACUCCAAAGGGCCAGGGGACAACAGGGUUUCUCUGCACAAGCCGUGUCACCUUGUGGGGUGCGUACCCUGACAUAUCGCCUCUGAGUUUUGGGUGGGGGGCUGGAGAGAGGUGGGAAAAACAGGUCCUCAAAAAUGUUCUGGGCCAAAUUCCGUCUUGGGGCUUCCCAAGCAUCCUGCCCUAUUGAAGUCAUAUUGACUUCUGUGCUAGAGCUCCUAGCUGCUAAAUAUUGUAAAUAGUCGUUUGUAGGAUGUUGGAUCUUGUUGAUGAAUUUGCUGGUUUAAGUUGUUUCCAUAUUUAAAAGCAGUGUUAAUAACAGUGUGGUGUAAUUUAUAAAUGUUGAAGCUGGAAAAAAGGCAACUGUAGUUUGUGUAUUUUAAACUUUUUUUUUGUACUAAAGUAUCUUUUCUGGAGAUGUCUUUUAAUAAAAACAAGCCUGGAACUGUG